GGUAGGGUAGACAUGGAAACGGCUCAACAGUAAAUAGGGACGUCAAAUUAAAGCAAUGAAAAUCGCCACCGUGGCCUUCUAUGGUUGUACCCUGGGGCUUUUGGCGAUGGGGCUACGAGAGCUGCUGUCGGGGUUCGAGGAAAACAGAUGCAGCAUGACCUACAUGUUUGAAUACCCCGAAUACCGGCGCGUGCAGCUGCCCCAGCGCGUGGCUCAGCGGUAUCCGGGAUACGGCCUCUACCUGUACGGAGAGGGCCUCUACGCCCGGGAGACCCGGGGCUUGAAGCUCAGUGGCGCCCCCGUCCUCUUUCUCCCCGGAAACGCGGGCAGCUACAAACAAGCUCGCUCCCUGGGUUCGGUGGCCCUCCGGAAAGCAGAGGCCAUGGAGAACAAGUUCCACCUGAACGUUUUCACCGUGGACUUCAACGAGGAGCUGGUGGCCCUGUACGGCGGGAGCCUGUACAAGCAGACGCGCUUCCUGCACGAGUGCAUCAAGGCCAUCCUGCGGCUGUACAAGAGCCAAGCCCAGCCCCCUCGGAGCGUGGUGCUGGUGGGGCACUCCAUGGGCGGUGUGGUGGCCCGAGCCCUCUUCACCCUCCCCCGGUUCAGCCCCCAGCUGGUCAGCCUCAUCCUGACCCAGGCGUCCCCCCACAGCGCCCCCGUGCUGCCCCUGGAUGCCCAGCUGCUCGAGUUUUACUCUGCAGUGAGGGAGCGCUGGUACAGUGGCGCGGGGGACCUGCACAACGUGACGGUGCUGUCUGUCGGGGGCGGUUACCGUGACUACCAGGUGCGCUCAGGCCUGGCCACCCUGCCCUGUCCAGUGGGGGACCCCAACAAGCUCUCCCUAGUGGUUACAGCUGUUCCCCGGACGUGGGUGUCAACGGACCACCUCUCCAUUGUUUGGUGCAAGGAGCUGGUUCUUGCGACCGUCCGGGCAUUUUUCGACCUCAUCGACCCAAACACAAAACAGUUCAUAGAUGACCCUGUGCAGAGAAUGACCGUGUUGAGGCAUCACUUCGUCAGGCACCCGGUGCGGCUGCUGGGCUUUCAGGAGGACGCUCACAUCAGAUUCCCCGGUCCUGCCGAGGCCUGGACCGAGGUCAACACGCUGCGGCUGGCCUACAGCAGCCCGAAGGAGCCGCAUGUGAAGUACUUCCUGUUCGCCCUCUCCAGUCGCAGGAAAGCCUACAGCCACUUCUACUGCCGGAACAGCAACCUGGAGAUGACCAGCUGGCUCUACGGCUGCACUCGUAUGGAGGGCUCUGUGUGUGUGCAGGGUGUAGAUCUCUCCUGGGGAACUGAGCUGCUGCCAGCCUACAAGGCAAUUACAGUGAAGCUCAGUGAUCUGUCGUCCAUCUCUCACCUGGUCAUUGGUGCGUCCAACCUCAGUGGGAGACAGUUCAGCGUGGAGUGCGAGUGGCUGAUCCUGGAGUCUCGGACCGUGACCGUGCCCGUCCCUCAUGUGCUGUCCUUCGGGUUGACGGUCAGUGAUGUCACUUUGAGCUCCUCUGGGCUGUUUCACAACAUUCAGCUGCAGCACUUCCACCAGGUCUAUCAGGCUUUCAGGAUCACCAUCAUGGGCCAGUGCAAAACUGCAAAAGACAGACUGCCCAGUGUGUACAGACUGACAGUGCCGUGGUUCAGAGAGGACUCCUUCAGUACAGCUAGCUUACCCUCAGUCACAGAAAUCCCUGCCAUGCUGCACACCAGUCGCCCUGGCAACACAUCCAGCGCCCUGCUUCAGCUCCACACUGCCCCCAACUGCCAGUACAAGAUCCUAGUGAGGACCUCCUUCCCCAAGGUGCUGGGACAGGUCCUGAGGUUCUGUGGUUCCACCCUACCUGUCUACACUGCAGUGGGGCUUCUGCUGGCUUUAGAGGGACAGCUGAAGGCCCUCUUAAGGACUGGACAUCUAGUGAAGAUGAGUGAGGCUGUGGGUGGGGUUGCCCUUCCCCUUAAGGUGGAGCUACCUGUCUACCUGCUACACCUGCUGCUCAGGCUCCGCUGGUUCCAGGAGGGUUGGACGGCUCUCUGGCUCCCCCCUGUGGACGGCUUGCCUCUGUCGUCGCUGGACGCCAGCGGCGGGGAUGCGGAGCCCUCCGAUUGGCCGGCCCCCGAGGAGGAGUGGACCCGCCUGCUGUCGCUGGUCCUGUGCCUGCUGGGGGCCACCGUGGCCUUCUGGGGCAGCACCCUGCUCGAGCUCUUCCUCCGCCUCUGCUCCCUGCUCCUGGCCCCACUGCACAGGCCCAGCGCGUCCCGGGACGGCGGCACCCUGCACCCCUGGCUCCAGCUGCUGCUCGUCCCCUCCCUCUGUCUGCUGGGCUGGGCCACGUGCGGAGCCCUGGCCCUCACCUGCGCCUUCCUGCUCUACCUGUACCGGGUGCUUCGGCUGCAGAUGUCGAAGAGGACGCUGAAGAACGUUCUGAACCUGGCUCCCCAGCAGCAGAACGGAGAGAAAGAGAAGGAGUCGGGGGAUGCUGAGGGCCAGAACCACUUGAAGGAAUGUAAUGGCGCCCCCGUGCUGUCGGAGUCGGUGCUGCAGGAGGUGACUGAUGACCUGCAGCUGCACCUGAGUCUGUCAGCUCUACUGACUCUGCCCCUGAUACUGAGUGCUCCCUCCCUGCUGCACUGGGCCCGCAGCCUGAGGUAUUCUGUGCGGUUGGAUCCUGACCCCUGCUGGCCGUUUGCACUCCCUGUGCUCACCUCCACUAUUCUGUUAAUCAACUGCAACACACUGACACUGCGCCACAGCAAACUCCUCGCCCUGACCUCCCACGUCCUGCUGCCCCUGUGCAUCGUCAUGGUGACCAUCUCCAUGCUGCACCUGUACCGCGUGACUCACUUCCUGUGCGUGCCACUCGGCCUGCUGGUCCUGGCCUGCCGCCUGUGAAGCCCCACCUCCCGCACCUCACAGGCUCCGCCUCCAGGGACAGGGUCAGGGGGGCGGGGCGGGACCCACCCCCACCCGCCACGAUUCUCUGUGGAGGACAACAUCAGUCUCUGUGGAGUAAACCCCCCCCCCCUCCACCUGCCCGGUCUCAUGAUGUCACACCUGGGGAUUCCCGACAGGGUAUUACUAUUGUUGUAUAUUAAUUUCUCUAUUCCAAUAUCACAUUGUUAUUGGUAUCGUGACGUGGUUGUGUUAUGGUAAUAGUCUGGUUGAUUAGGGGAGGCUUCAGCGUCUCUCUCUCUCUGUAACCCCCUACCUGUGACCCAGCACUGCCAUCCUAACCAGACGAUUCAUCGCUGUCACUGCAGAUGCUCUACACACAAACCAGAUGGUCAGCUCCUGUCUCUCUCUACUUCCAUCUCCAGUGAGGUUCUGGCUGGUAACAGGGGGUUGUUCUGUCAUCUGCCUUGCUGUGGUAGCUGUGGAUGUUCUAAGAGUAGACGUGUCCACCACUAACACUCAUAAUGGACCAGCCACUCAAAACACUCGCUGCUUCAGCAAUGGUGUGGACACAACUUUAAUUGUGGAAAAAUAUGGAGCUGACCAUCUGGCUGCUGUAGACGGUCUGUGCUGUCUCCUCAGUGGCCAAACACUCUUAGCCUUAAGCAAUCAUCAAUCCUCAAAGCAGCAGAACGGAAACAGUUGGGAUCUUUGGCUGCAUUGUACCAGGUGACUUCAGAACCAGGAAGUACAGAAAGAACCAGAAGGUGCGCCUGUCUGAUACCCACAAUCCACCUGCCCCCCUGCCUCCCUGCACAUCCUAAAACAAGCACAGAUACGGCAAACUCGCCGGGUCCGAUUGUCGAGUGGAAAGCUUUGUGACGUGCUGAAUGCAUGGAAGAUGUUUUGUGUCUGUUCUGAUGUCCUUACAACUCGCCCUGACCUGCCUUUUACCUGGAAGGGGUGUCCGUCACUCUCCGAGCGAGCAGGUCACUGCCUCGCCUCGCAGCCAAUGGGAUGAGCCUGACAGAUUUGUUUAAAAUGGCCAACUUGUUUGUUAGGUGGGCGCCAGCUCCAGUUCUCUCUCCGCUCUCUAACCUCCCUGUGAUGACCUACAGGGAGGGGUACAUCACGCCCUGCAGCUACUGUCUGCUCACACUGCACUACAGGGGCAACGUUGAACCCUUCCAUCAGACCAACACACUGUCCUGCUUUCUGUGGAUUGGUUCAUCGGUUUUGGCAACUCCCUUCGUCUGUCAGAAUUCAAAGAAACCUUUGACACACUGCAUGGUAAAGUGUUUCAGAUUCAAGAGAGGAAAAGCCCCCACACGUCAGUAGAGAAGUUGCUACUGCCACUUUCCCAUCAUUGUGUUGGAAACCGUGAGCUGAACGGCUGAGACAUUGUGAAUUUGGUUAUAAAUUUGGCCUCAAAGGCAUUUACUAGGUGCAAUAUAUUGGCAUUUCUUGCACAGUUUAUUUUUCUUGCGCCCUGAAUUGUAAGUUUGACUUGGAUGAGGGGUCUGCAGGGUGUGCAGGUGUUCAUUGUUACUCAGCACUUAACUGACCAAUCAGAGCAGGUAAUUGCGCAGUUCACUUCUCUUCCAGGAUUUCUUGGGUCUGAAAAGGUUGUCAAUUUUUGGGUGAAAUUUGUGCCAGGUCAAAAAUGAAUAGUACUGAGUCAGAUGUACAAUUAAGGUCACAACUCUUGCGUUCUGUGUGUGUGUGCGUGUGUGUGUGUGUGAGAGUGUGCAUGAGACCCACCUGAACAGCUGUUGUCAUGCUCCGAAGCCGUGCCUGCUACCUCACUCCCUCAUGGCCACCAGAGGGCACAACACUAUCCCGGUCCCCUGGAAUCGCCCAGCCCUUUACUUUUAGAAGAAGUCCCUUGUGUUCUUGGCAAUCAGUGGCUUAGUAACAGUAACUCGGUAGACUAUUGCAGUUCUUUGUCUCUGUAUGCCCAAAAACCUAGCUUUUUGUGCUGUGCUAUGGCAAAGUGUUCACAGGUCUUUUUUUUCCGACUCCUUGAAUUUCACCCCCAUCCCCCUCCACAGUUCCCUUUAGAGUAAACCCAGCCUGAAGCAGCCUGAAUAAACGAGUCACUGCAGCCUGAACGACUCGCAGCAGCGCCCCCUCUGGCUGAAAGCUGAACUCACCGUAUUGAACCGUGCACUUUUAUUUUCCCCUACGCUUCACUCCGGUUUGUCCGUUUUGCUGCAGCUGUGUAUGUAGGCGGGUGGGGGAUGGGGGGGGUUGCCUCGAUCGGGUGGAGCAUGAGAUGUGCACUCCCUCUGAAUGUGUGUACUACAGGGAGUAUGAGGUUCGAGUAUGAGGACGAGAGACAGGAAAAUGUACGGUACGCAGUGUGCGACCUGCGUGUGCUCUCCUGCGGCUAGGCUCUCUGGGCAGGACCUGCGUCCAGCAAGUGGGGACUGCGCAGAUAUCUGAAAAAUAGAACAACCUCAUGUCAGCUCAGCUAGCCGCAAUUACCACCUCUCUUCUGCCCACUGCUGGCUCUCUCCGAGGCCUGGCGGAAAGUCCACCCCCCGGCUAAGCGUUUUGUUGUUGUGCGUUACCUGGGACCUAAACCAGGCUGGACUGAGGCUGCACAAGAGCGCCCCCUAUCCCCUGUUCCAUCCUCCCUCCCAGAUUUCACUGCUCGUGCCUUCAUGCAGAAAUGCCCCCCCACCCCCACCGCUUCCAUUCAUAUUUUCACUUGCUGGGCUGAGGAGUGUAUCGCUCUGUUUCAGCUGUAUCGUAGGCCCGGCCUGUAGACGCUGAGUGUUUGGCUCCCUAUAACACAGUGGUGGACAGCAAGGGCCAAUCCGCUUCAGGAUUUUGUGCCAACUUCUGCUAUUAAUGAUUUAAUUAGUAUUUUUAAUUUAAUUUAAAUUUAAUUUGUAUAUGCAUCAGCUUAGAUUUUACUGUGCUCAACUACAGGAGUGAACCAACAUAAUUUAUAGAGCUGUCAGAAAAAUAAAUGAAAGUAAUUGGUUGGAACAAAAACCAGCUUGCAGACCGGAGUUUGCACCACGCUAUACUGUCAUAGCCCCUCUCCAUUUCUGGCAUUUCUGCUUCUCCUGGAACUCCUAGGUUGCUAGGGUGACGCACACAUACACACCUCUGACACAGGUCUGUGUCUCCUGCACUGUGAUUGUACCUGCACCUGUGUGCGUGUGCGUGUGAGGCUAUGUAUGUGUGUGUGUGUGUGUUUGUGUCUGUCUCUGUGUGCAUUUACGUAUGGUGCAGUUCCCGUGGGUUGACUUGUACGGACCCUGCCUCUGACCAAAUGUUAAUUGUGAACAACUUUGUACAGGCCGAACAUUGUCUUAAUUUAAAAAAAAGAUAUGAAGUAAUUUUGAAAAAUAACACAAAAAAAACACACACAAUGAAAUGUUUUAUAUUGAUAUGAUUGUGGUUUAUAUCAGUGCUCAAUGUAACUGUGCUGUGAUGUAGGAGAGUUGUUUACCAGCUGUUAUCAAAUGUUGAAAUUUAUGCUAACUUAGAGUGCUUCUGACCAGUAUGUGUUGUUUGUGGCAUAGUUACCAUUAAGUCCAAAUGAAGUCUGCCCAAGCAAAGUCACAUAUCUGGUCUGGCUGCACCUUGAACUCCAGCCUUGCUCUACAUCGAGCUACGGAUACACCCAAAUGUAUGAGCGACAUGAAGGAACAUUUAUUUGAUUUUCAGGAACAAAAGAAAAAGAAAAUGGAUGGUCUCUGGUAGCUCCACAUUGUGAAUAUGACUUCCAUUUGCUGGCUGUCUACACUGUUCAUUUAGUGUGCUAGGAAAUUAUUGCUUAUUGACUGUGUUGGAGUAAUACUGUAAGUGCGCAGAAGGCACAUUUGGUCUCCUGUGAAUGCCUUUUUUCACUGAUCUGUGUUCAGUGGUGUCUGUAGUACAAGCACACGUCGCCAUCAGCCCAGCUGAGGGCCUAUUUUAGCGCUAUACCCUAAACAGGACCAGAGGGUUUAGUUUUAUUUCUUCUCCUCAGCUUUUUUGAACUCUGAUUUGAAUCUUACCAGCCUGGUCCUGUUGGGGUUGCGUUGUAGUUGUAGCGUGAAAAAUGUCCCUAUUUUUGCGCUUGAGAUUAAAUGUCUAUAAAUGCCUAAUAGUUUCAAUGCUGUAACUGUUUUUGGUUGUUUUUUUUUGACCUGAGAAUCUACCUAACAAUAAAUCGUAACUGUCCUCCUAUCUUCUUAAGAGCCAAUUAGUGAGGUUUUCUACGUGUUAAUUCAUUUCCUAAUUUGUGUGUGGAGAUGGUCGGAGUACUUUUAGGUCUUAAUGCACAUGUGACCACAGCAGUUCCAAAAGCAGGCUGUCAUCACGAUUGCCAGACUGGGGGAAUUUACACCAUGUUAACUUGGAGAAAUUAACUGGAGAUAUUUCACAGUAAAAGGCUAUGGGUGUCAUGGUAGAUGGGGGAAAUGGGGGAAAUUUCAGAAGCAAGUCAAUUUAAGACUCGUUUCAAUUCACCUUCUGAACUGUUUUCAUUAACCUGCUUUGGUCACAAGUCACCUUCUGUUUGAGCAGAAACCAUUUGAUUUAUCUGCUUUAAGGACACAUAACAAAGACAUGUGCUCAGUUCUCAGGUGUAAAGCAUUGUUACUAAAGAAGAUGUUGUGAGGUGGUGGUGUUUAUUUUUUCAUUUCACAGUUUUUAAAAUACUGGGUUUUUUUUAGUUGAAAAUUUGUGCAAUUUGUGCGCACUAUUGUGGUUCCAAUGAGAGUACAAAUAAAUUAAAGAAAUAA
This is a messenger RNA of Conger conger (European conger), 7635 nucleotides long. RefSeq names its product post-GPI attachment to proteins inositol deacylase 1 (gene pgap1). Gene Ontology annotation, cellular component: endoplasmic reticulum. Lineage: Eukaryota; Metazoa; Chordata; Actinopteri; Anguilliformes; Congridae. Gene Ontology annotation, molecular function: phosphatidylinositol deacylase activity. The transcript has 27 exons. The record is from RefSeq and is a predicted model, not a curated record. Bases 56 to 2890 code for a protein of 944 amino acids. Gene Ontology annotation, biological process: endoplasmic reticulum to Golgi vesicle-mediated transport; GPI anchor metabolic process.